Messenger RNA from Gongylonema pulchrum, 960 nucleotides. The record is from the annotation of a GenBank genome assembly. Lineage: Eukaryota; Metazoa; Nematoda; Chromadorea; Rhabditida; Gongylonematidae.
AUGUCGAGACUUUUUGUUGUUGUUCUCAUAUGUAUUGCGUUCGCUAUACUUCCAAAACAGAUUGAAGCACUUGGCCAAACAUAUGUAGAACGGCAGAAAGCAGGUGGUGAAUAUAAUGAAAGUUGGGCGAGCAACGAGAAGCACGUUGUUGUAACUGUCACUCAUUUAGAAGCUGAAUUCAUCCAGGAUUUCCUCAGUGAAUUCUACGCCCAUCCUGAACAUCAGAACUAUCUGGUGAUCUUGCUAUCGCCUUGUGAAAUGGAUGACCGUAUGCGAAUGCUGCUGAAGAUUCCAAUGUGGUCCAAUCGAGUUUUGUACAUCCGUGGCUCGGCUUUGAUCGAUGGAGACUUGGAAAGAGCGAGGAUGACCUCUGCAAAAGCGUGCUUUAUUCUAUCGGCGCGACAUAUUAAUCAGAAAACAAGAACGGCAAAUUUUAUUUCAAAUUUUAUUAAUAAUAAUUCAAUUACUAGUAACGAAAUUUAUGAUAUUCAAAUUGCGGACAGUAAAUUUUUCGGCGAGUAUAUUGGAAAAUCAUUUAUCUAUGCUUCGUUUCACGCUCACAAAAAGUAUGGAGUUGGUUUGAUUGGAAUAAAGUCUCAAGGACUACGGGAAAAAAUUCUUCUAAAUCCGGGCCAUUACUAUUAUCUGAAGCCAACGGACACUGCAUAUUAUAUAGCUCUUACAAAUGAAGAGUCGUUGUACGAUUUUCAUAAAGGGAUGAAUGCGCAACGUCGAAAAGCCAAUUUGGCGACAGCAAUCGCUAAUAUAGGCGCGGUGGCAAUAGAGCUACCACAGGCUGACAACGAACAUUCAAAAUUGAAGAAAAAAAGGCGAUUUCUGCAUUUGAAGCGAGGCGAAUCUGACGGAGCCACACAACUUCUGGUUUGCACAUCCUUCAGUCAUAUCAUUUUCAUUUUCAAGAAGCAUAUUUCUCCUCAUUCCCACUACAGUAACAGCUAG